Phytomonas sp. EM1 is the source of this 4455-nucleotide messenger RNA. NCBI's taxonomy places the organism in Eukaryota, Euglenozoa, Kinetoplastea, Trypanosomatida, Trypanosomatidae. The record is from the annotation of a GenBank genome assembly.
AUGGAUCUAGAAAAUCAAAAGCACUAUAAUAAGCGCGCUUUACAGGACGGAGAAGCGUUUAACAUGGAGUGCUUCAAAUACCUCGAUGACCACUUUAGCCGGGAAGUGAUUGAAUCUUUGCAUGUCUGCUUAAAGCAGCAGCCUUCGAAUCCAGUCGUGUUUAUAGCUGAGCAGCUGCAUCAAGCAUCAAAAAGGAAUUCUAGCUGUGAAAUAAAGGGUGAAAACCCAAGAAGCGAUCAUCUUUCGUAUGUCGAGGGAAGUGGUGAUCUUUGUUUUUAUUAUCCAGGUGGAGUAUAUGCUGAGCUGAAGCCUUUGGCUCAUUUAGCUAAGCCGCUAGAAAGAAUUUCCCCACAUGUUCCCGUCGCGAAACUCGUCGCGCCUACUUCCUAUGAAAUCAUCACUGCGAUGCAGUACAUGGAGGUUGAAGUAAUAAUGACUCAAAAGAAAGUAAAAGGCCCUGCUAUUAAUGAUAGUGUUAGCCUUUCAAGGCCCACCACAGGGGUUGCUAGCAUGACCUUCACACCUGCAUCGGCGCCACUGCUUCUUAUUGUCGAGCCGCCGGCAGUCCCCUCGGAGGUUGUUUUCAUCAAGGGGAUCCCUUACUCUCACACGCUCACAGAUGUAUUGCAGUACCAGUACCGCCGCGGCAACCCAGGUGCGCCACUCCCAAAAGAAGGCCAGUCUUUUAGCGAAAAAGCCUUGGAGUUACUAAAGAGCUCGAUCAGCCCGACGGAUGUGUACUCCUUGCAGGAAAUUUUCCCUUUGAUAUUCACGAACAGAAGUAUGUUGAGCACCACAUCUACCUCGAGUGUGAAAGAGGGACUUGAAGAGAUGUUGUCAGUGCACAACGCCAGCCGGUGGGAGCUGGUACAGCUCCCCUCCGUUCAACGUGAUUGCCUUGAAAUUUUUAACCUCAUUGACAACGGCUUUCGAAAGGUUGCUGAGAUGUGCAAGGAUUGCCUGCCAACGGUGCUCUUUGUGUCCUACCAAAAAGGUCCUACGUCGUCGCUAACUUUCGCACGUAUUCUUUCUGCGUUUUUCCCCUAUUUUGAGCGCUUUCAGUUGAGUGAAAUGAAGCACAUUCGCCGGGAAAACCUUGCACGUAUAAGGCAGUUUGAUCUAGAGUUUUGCUUAGCUUAUUGGAACGAAACUCAUCAAAGACGAGAGCAACGUGACCGACUUCACGGCUCUCGUACCGAAAUUCAUGGGAGACGUGUCGCCGUCAACUCAUCACCAAGGUCAUUGCCUUUAAGAUAUAGUAGCACCAUAAAAGGGGAAAGGUGGCCAUCUACUUUAGUUGAGAACCCCUCAAUGGCGACUGAUUUGUUGAAAUUAUCGCCUGAAACCACGGAUAUCUCCAAUCAAAACCUUGAUUUGUCUCCAACUGAGGUAAUGGGGCGAACUAAGGGAAGGGAUGCAACACAGGCCGUUAAUUCCUUAGCUGCGUCUCAGUUUUUAAACAAUUCCCGGAGGCCUACGACGAAUGGAAGAAGCCGAACGCCCAAAAAGUAUUUGAUUCACAGAAUCGCACGGGAAGAUGCAAGCGCAGAGAUGAAAGAAUUUCAAAAAAAAACGUUAGAGGAAAGAAAGCGGCGACGCCGAAAUGAAGAUUCAAUUUACUUGUUGGUAGUAAAGGCCCACCAGGAUGCUGCCGCGACGCGUAUACAGGCCCUUUUUCGAGGUUCGCGUGUACGUGCUCAAAUGCCAUUAUCAUCGCUGCGUGCUGGGAAGGAGAAACUUCGGUUAAACUCCUUGUUAGAGCUUUUUACCACCCUCCAAUCUUUUCCCGAGAGCCUCCCACCACUUAUCCAGAUUUGCGCUAAUCGACUGCAGAGCCUACAUGGGGACCUUUUUGGUAAUUACAACUUAAGCGCCCCACCCCAACCGAAGGGGGUGACGAUUUACGUUCCCUCUCGUCGUACUAUUUGGUCCUCUAGUGCUUCCUGCACGCGCCCAGGUUCAGGUUGUAUGAAUAAUGACUCCGAGGAGACGAAGGAAAAGGACGUGAAAGAACAUAAAGACGAGGGAGUUAUAGAGGUCGAAAGCGAGACCGAAGAAUGGAAGGCGGAGACGGUGCUGGUGCCGUCACGGCGGCAUACGCAGCUCCGUCCGCAUUUCAACCCUCUGCAUCGUCUCCUAGAAUGCUACAAACUUGCCGGCUCUCGGAUCCUUAUAGAGGCGACUGAGCUCAUGACGCAGUGCACCGGCAUGACCAUGCUGCAACAGCAAGCCUACGAUAAGCUUAAAUCGGUCAUGUUGGAUCUGAUGCAUGUUUCUUACACCGAACUUUAUCACCGGCAAAAACUUUCCACAUUAAAUGACACUUCUUUCUCAACCUACAUGCAAAAUUACCAUGACGAGAUCCUUGCGUGGUUUUCGCGCCCCCACCUUGUUUCCCUUGCGAAUAAGCACACAGCUCACACAGGGUCACCGGAGCCUGUCGAGUAUACUAACUUUUUUGCGUCGACUACCAACUGCCUGAAUCGAAGCACAUCGCCGUUACCUCCUGUCCUGACUACGGAGGAAUGUAUUCAAUAUGAGAGAAUGCUUGUCUGUGGGGGCCAUGGUUCUGAAUGUGACGAAGGCCUGCCAAUCAAGGCGGAAGACGAGGAUGCGAUUCCUAAAUCGAACUUCAAAAAAGAGCUAUGGGCAAGGCUUGCCUCUAAAGUCUACUGGCUCGCACCUACCGCUUCCCUGAUCACUCUAGGUGAGGUGUUGAAGCAUCUAGUUUACCAAGAGCGGUCCACUUCUAGAAGGCGGGAUGAGUGCUUCAGUGACGCGAAUCCAGAGAAACCAUCUUCACCGUGUAAGGAGUCCGAUCACGAAAAGGUUGAUAUCCUUUGGUGCAACCUUUGUACGUACCCGGCGUGCUACGUUGAUUAUGAUCUUUUCCUUUUAGUGCCGCGGCAAAGUAAGCAGCAGUUAGAGGGCUGUGCGGCCUACGAUGAGUAUGUGAUGCGUCGAAAAGUCGUGCGAAACCCUAAAUAUUCUGAGGGAACCUCCGAUGCCACAAAAGAACAAUCCGUGAAAGCUGACAAAACGGAUUCUGGUACACAGGCUAACCAAACGAAACUACAGAAGUCAGCAGUGAUUACCCUUGAGUUGCCUCAGCCGAGCAACUGCUUUCGAUGCAGCUUAGUCAAUGAGGAUGCGCAUCUGAUGAGUUUCUUGUUAAAGAAUAAGGGUAAAGAAGGGCUUACCCUUAAUCACUACACCCCCGUUUUGAAUGAAGCACGUUACCCCUGUGUGCUCAGUGGAGUUCCGCGGGCCCCAGGAAGGGGUGCUGGAGGCCAAGGUAAAGUUCCUGAACCUCAGCCACAACUCUUUUCAGUACACACCGUAAAGUCUAGUCAGUCCCUUCAACCGCAGUUCUACACCUUCCGGAAGCGGGAAAAUGAGGUUAACCACCGGAGCCAAUCCCUUUCUUUCACGCGGGAAGAGCGUGGGUUUGGGUUGGACCCGUCAUCGCCGUUGCGAGAACUAGCACAGUGCGCGUCACCCACCAUCUGUACAGAGCUGUCGGGCUCGCCGAAGGUCGACCCCCUCACCUUGACUCCAGAAACGACUUCGGACAGUAUCGUAGAGGAAAGCAUAGAGGCGUGGGGGGGAUGGCUACGCACUCCGCACGAUGCGCUGCGGGAUCUGGCGGCCUCCUUCGAGGCGUCUGGUGCCGGUGGCGUCACUUUGAGUUACCUCCGCCCAUGGAUUCCCCCGCUUCCGAUGGGAAACACAUGGUUGAGGUUGUAUGAAAAGCUGGUCUACACCAUCCACGCGCGGUUAGCUGCAGGAGACGUCGUCGUGCUGGGAGCGGAUAUGGGGGAGCAUCAGACGAUUUAUGUCGCUUCGACGCUUUUGAUUUCCACAGCGCUCGGUUAUGAAACGUUUUUCCUGCCCAACGUGGUUGAGGAGGCCAGACAUCCGCCCGCUUCACAUUUCACCGAAUCGGUGAAGUACCUCGGUGCGGAGCUAUCAUUUUUAAACGACUUUCUGGAGCUGCUCUCGCACCACUUCUCGAAAGUAAACAUUUCACUGCACGAAAGUGUUAGGUUAGUCGACACAAUCUUGCAGACGCUGCACGCGAGGUGCAGCUUCUCCUUCACGUUGGACACCAUCGCAAAACGUAUUCGAGCCGCUGAACGGCAGCCAUCGCGCGACACAUGCAGAAAGCUGAUCCUGUCGGUCGUGCGAGAUACCGAGCAUUAUUGCUGGUUGAUUCUUUUCGGUAUUUUUUCCGAGUUGUCAUUCACCAAAACCACGUCGAUACCCUUUGGCAGGUUGUCGCCGAUGUCUUUUGAACAUUUUGUGCGUGGAAUUCCUAACACGCUCCGCUGGAUUCACUCCAUUGAUCCUUGGUUCCACACCCCAGAGCGUUGCCCAGAUUCCACCCACCUGCGCUACUCUAACGGUCUUCGCAGAUGGGAUAGUGAAGAUUACAUCUGUUUUGGUGUUGUGUGA